AUGGCAUGUCUACUGCGAUGGACGAGAAAUAAGUUACAGCCUAACCCAACUCCCCGAAGGCCCUUUGCAAGUCAGCCAAAGGCUCUCAGCCCAGGUCGACCUGUCGAAGAGGAAACUCUCCCAGAUUACAAUCCGGAGGAGUUUUACCCUGUUCAUAUAGGCGAUAUAUUCAAUGGCAGGUACCAGGUGCUAGGUAAACUUGGAUUUGGAGCAAACUCAACUGUUUGGCUUUGUCGCAACACUGAAAAUCGCGACUAUGUUGCUCUCAAAGUAUACAUAAAAACGCCCACACAGAGGAUGAAUCGGGAGAUUGUGGCUUAUAGUUAUUUGAGAUCUUCACGCUCGUCGCAUGCCGGACGCGCACACGUACGAGAGCUUCUUGAUUCGUUCGAACUUGUAAGGCCGAAUGGAAUCCGCCACCACUGCCUUGUUCAUCCGCCACUUCAAAUAACGCUCUGGGGUCUACAAAGACUCGGAGGAAAGCCUACAGCUCUACCACAGGAUAUGGUCAGAAGUGCCUCCCGUUAUUUGCUGCAGGCAUUGGAUUACCUCCACACAGAAGUCAAUAUCACACACUGCGAUAUCAAACUUAGUAACCUCAUGUUGACCAUCGAGGAUGCGAGCGUCCUCACAGACUUUGAGGAAGCUGAGCAAAAAAGUCCCUGUCCGCGCAAGGUAGUCAAUGAUGAACGAACAAUCUACACAUCUCGAGACUUUCGGCGUCCCAGAAACCACGCUUGGGGGUGCCCUGUUCUCUGUGAUUUUGGGGAGGCUCGGGUCGGAGGUUCUUACCAGUACGAAGAGAUACAACCAGAGGUCUACAAGGCCCCUGAGAUCAUCAUGCAGACGGACUGGUCGCAUAGUGUUGACAUAUGGAAUACAGCGUGUGUGAUCUGGGACAUGAUAGAGAAUAAACAUCUUUUUGACGCUCAAGAUGAUGAAGGCUUCCACAAUAACAGAUACCAUAUUGCAGAGAUGGUUGCGUAUUUGAGCAUCCCACCAAAGACGUUCCAACAACGCAGCCCAAACACACCUUUAGUAUUUGAUGAAGCAGGAAAUUGGAAAGGCAAUCCUCCGCUUCCCCCGCUCUCGCUUGAAGACUCUGAGAAACAUCUUAAGGGUGUGGAUAAGAUUGCAUUUUUGAGCUUCAUGCGCUCAAUGCUGACUUGGCUGCCAGAGGAGAGAAGAAGUGCUAAAGAGCUGCUGAUCGACCCUUGGUUGAAUAGGCAGAUGUGA
Molecule: messenger RNA, 1236 nt
Organism: Histoplasma capsulatum G186AR
Lineage: Eukaryota; Fungi; Ascomycota; Eurotiomycetes; Onygenales; Ajellomycetaceae
Product: protein kinase
Exons: 5
Coding region: 1-1236 (411 amino acids)
Biological process (GO): protein phosphorylation; spliceosomal complex assembly; regulation of mRNA processing
Molecular function (GO): ATP binding; protein kinase activity
Source: RefSeq, a predicted model, not a curated record